Messenger RNA from Choloepus didactylus (southern two-toed sloth), 1491 nucleotides. RefSeq names its product collagen alpha-1(I) chain-like. The record is from RefSeq and is a predicted model, not a curated record. Bases 1 to 1491 code for a protein of 496 amino acids. The transcript has 5 exons. NCBI's taxonomy places the organism in Eukaryota, Metazoa, Chordata, Mammalia, Pilosa, Megalonychidae.
AUGUGUGUGGUGUUGGCGGGACAGGACAGCCACGUCCCCCCUCAGGCCGGGCCCUGCCUGCUGGCCGACCUGCCGGCCUGCUCCUCUCGCACUGCCAGGCUCCCUGCUGAGGCCAGCGCCCACCUGCACCUGUCCUCCCCCAGGUCACUGGGACCCCUUCAGGGCAGUGGGAGCCUCUCAGCAGCCCAGAAGACGGGCACUACUCCCCCGGGUGCAGGAGGGGAAACUGAGGAGCAGAGCUCCACAGCCCUUGUCAGCUCCCACAUGGGGACGGCCCUUUGUGUCCACCACUGGGGGCUGCCGGUGAGUGGGUGGGCCCCCCAUGCCAAUGGCUAUGCUGGGGAGGCACUGAGAGGACACGUCCCCCACACCCCGUACCCACGAGCCAAGACCGCCGGCUGUGGAAAAGGGGAGCUGACCGUCGCAGUGCCCUCACUGGGCCCCGGGCUCCCCGAGAAGACCCCGCCGGCUGUGGCUGCACCAGCCAUGCCCCUCCUCAGCUGCACCCAAGCCCGGAACCUUCCCCAAUCGGGAGCCCACAGGCGCCCUGCCCGGCCCCUACAGGGAGCUGGGCCCCGAGUAACCUGGGGUGGGCAGGGCAGGGGGACGGCCACCAGGGGCUCCAAGUUGAGGCCAGGGCGCGCGGCCCUGGGUCCCCCUGCCCCGGCCCACCGCCGGUCCCCGGCCCUGUCCUGCCCUCUGGCGGCGGCUGCCCGCACUGCAGCCUGGCCCCCGCUGGCUGUCCUGCGCCUCCGACCGGGAGGGCCGCUGGGGAGGGGGUCCUGUCCCCCGCAGGCGCACCGCGGGCCUGGAGCCUCGGUUUCCCUGGCUGGGAAGUGCGCCCAGGAGCGCUGGCCUCGGCGCGGCGGUGUGCGGGGACGGGCGGGGGCUUCCGCUGACGGUCUGCAGUGCCCAGCCUCCCUGCCCCCGCCCGUCGCGUGGCCCGGAGCCUUCCCCUCGGACCCCCGCGGCCCCUCACCCCGCCGCCUGCAGAGCGGGCCGGGCCUGGGGAGGGUUCGGUCCGUGGGGCCGGGAGCGGGCCUCAGCCACGCCGCCCCAAGCCCCCCAGGGCAGAGCCGCGGGGCUCGCCACCGCGCCCGGGGGCCCCUCCUGCACGCGCCCCGGGCCCACGGCGUUGACCCAGCCUCUCGCUUCUUCGCACAGGACCCGGCGGUGGGGGCUGCAGCCGUCCCAUUUGUCGGGGUUGAAAUCGGGGCGACGCCUGGGAUUCACCCGCCGCCCACCCGGAGCCAGACGCGCCCCUGCUUGUCAUCCGCGCCCUCGGGGGCUUCGCGGCGCAGGGCAGGGCCCGCCUCCCGGGAGGUGGAGAGAAUUCCGGGCGCCGGCGCCCAGGUGCCCAGGCCUCCUCCUGGAACUGCCCCCACCCCGACUGGAGCCCCCCAGCCCAGGGGACAUGACGAGGCCUCUGGGCGAGUAGACGGGUCCACGCCAGGGCCUCUCCGGGGUGGAGGGCGGGAGCCCGCGCGCUGA